Messenger RNA from Acanthocheilonema viteae, 1296 nucleotides. NCBI's taxonomy places the organism in Eukaryota, Metazoa, Nematoda, Chromadorea, Rhabditida, Onchocercidae. The record is from the annotation of a GenBank genome assembly.
AUGACUGAUUCGACAAUAUCAGCGGAUGUUCCACAAAUUCCGCAGGUCGAUAUGAUUAGUGCAACGAGUAAAUUACAGCUAGAAGCAGCUGAUGUUCGAAAUAACAGACCAAAUUGGAAUUCUUAUUUAAGGAGCCAGAUGAUUGCCCAAGAAGAUUAUGAUUUCAUAAUGGCAUAUGAAGCAUUAAAAACUAAGCAAGAUCGUGAUGCUCUCUUGGAGAGUAACAAGAUGCAAUGUGCACGAACAAUGAUCAAUUUUAUUACAACUGUUGCCAAAGAUCAAAAUGUUCGUUAUGUACUGACGUUAUUGGAUGAUAUGAUUAUGGAGGAUAAAUCACGUGUAGAAAUAUUUUACAGCCAUGCCCGAAAAAAUAAGCGUACGCUAUGGUCAUGGUUCCUGGGCAUCUUGCAACGUCAAGAUCCAUUUAUUGUAAAUCAGAUGUCUUCUGUUUUGGCAAAAUUUGCAUGUUUUGGCACAGCACGUAUGGAAGGUUCUGAUUUGAAUUUCUACAUUUCAUUUCUCAAGGAUCAAUUGAAGUCUGCAGGAAAUGAGUAUAUCAAUACAACGGCACGUUGUUUGCAGAUGAUGCUUCGGAUUGAUGAGUAUCGUCAUGCAUUCUUAGCAAUGGAUGGUAUCAUGAGCAUUUUAUCAGUGUUGAGUGGUAAAACUAAUUUCCAACUCCAAUAUCAACUCAUAUUCUCGUUGUGGUGUCUUACAUUCAAUCCGGCCAUAGCCAAAAAAUUUCCGCAUAGUGGAGCUAUUCAGAUUCUUGGUGAUAUUCUUUCGGAAUCAACCAAGGAGAAGGUAAUUCGCAUAAUCUUGGGAACGUUUCGGAACAUUCUCGAGAAAAUCGAUGAUCAUGAUCUCGAGCGAGAAACGGCUUUGCAGAUGGUGCAAUGCAAGACUUUGAAAACACUUGAACUAAUGGACUCUAAAAAAUUUGAUGAUGCUGAACUGAACGAUGAUGUUGAAUUUCUCAGUGAAAAGUUACAUUCCUCGGUCCAAGACUUUUCUUCCUUUGACGAGAUUUUGAUCAAGAUUUUGGAAGUGCAGUCGGAUACAUUAGCUCUUUGUGUAGCAGUUCAUGAUAUUGGAGAAUACGUGAGACAUUAUCCGAGAGGCAAAAACAAAAUUGAACAAUUGCAAGGAAAGCAAGCAGUGAUGAAAUUGCUUUCGGCGGAUGAUCCAAACGUUCGCUAUCAUUCAUUGCUUGCAAUCCAGAAAUUAAUGGUACAUAACUGGGAAUAUCUUGGAAAGCAGUUGGAUGCUGACAGUGCAGUUGUUACAGCUGAAUGA